Penicillium canescens is the source of this 399-nucleotide messenger RNA. RefSeq lists its product as uncharacterized. The transcript has a single exon. NCBI's taxonomy places the organism in Eukaryota, Fungi, Ascomycota, Eurotiomycetes, Eurotiales, Aspergillaceae. The record is from RefSeq and is a predicted model, not a curated record. The coding region runs from base 1 to 399 and encodes 132 amino acids.
AUGCUUGACGCAAUGUUCAUCAGAAACGGCUGGUAUGCAGGCGAAGAAGACCCCGCAAGGCACGAAAACCCCUGGUAUGUCAACGUCUUUUACAAAGACACCGAUAGGCUCAAAAAUGAUAUGGAACUCAUGGACAAACUUGUCUCCGAGCUCGCGAGGGGAAACGCCACUAUUACAGCUGAGUGUCUGCAUCAUAUUCGCUCUCACUGUAUCUCGCUUUUGAUCGAUCAUGGGGGCUGCCCCCAUGAGAAGAUCGGAUGCGCGUAUGACUUGGCCAAGAGGAUUCGUGAUACUGUUCUCGCGAGCAGAACGACUAUUAGUCGCAACAAGCUUUUCCGUGGGGAGGGUCUUGGUAUUAUUGGAUUAGAGUAUGAGACCUCUCAAUUGCAGUACCGUUGA